UAGCCAUGGUCAUCAUUCAGUUAACUCAACGACGCUAACUACAAUCUCAAGAUGAAAUUCGUUAUUGUCUUCUCCGCCCUUUUCGCUGUCGCCUUGAGCGCUUCUAUCGCUACCGACUCAUCUCACGCUGAGACCCUCCGUUAUGACAACGACAACAUCGGAGUUGAAGGAUACAAAUACGCUGUUGAGACCAGUGAUGGUAAGGCCGCUAGCGAACAAGGUAUUGUGAAGAACGUUGGUGCCGAAAACGAGGCUAUCGCUGUCCAAGGACAAUACAGCUACGUCGGACCCGAUGGUGUCACCUACACUGUCACCUACAUCGCCGAUGAGAACGGUUUCCAACCACAAGGUGCUCAUUUGCCCGUUGCUCCUUCCCUUUAAAUGAUUUAAAUCUUUAAAGCUAUGAAAGAGCGUCUGUUGAGGCCUGAUUGGUCAUUUUAGUGAUUGAUUAGGUUUUCGACAUUUGUGUUAACUAGUCUAUCAUGUUAUGUGUAUACUUAAGGAAUAAAAAAAUCGUAUGAGUAAAA
Messenger RNA from Eupeodes corollae, 527 nucleotides. Its product is annotated as cuticle protein CP14.6-like. Bases 52 to 381 code for a protein of 109 amino acids. Gene Ontology annotation, molecular function: structural constituent of chitin-based larval cuticle. The record is from RefSeq and is a predicted model, not a curated record. The transcript has 2 exons. Gene Ontology annotation, cellular component: chitin-based extracellular matrix. NCBI's taxonomy places the organism in Eukaryota, Metazoa, Arthropoda, Insecta, Diptera, Syrphidae.